UGUAACCCAACAGUCCAAAACGCAAGCAGAGCGACUCCUCUUCGCGUUCUCAAGUUACCGGAUAUUUGAACUACAUACAAAUUUGAAGAAUAUCUUUUGCUAGGAAAAGAGGCUCAGAUGGGACAAUGUAAGUCUCUUCUUUUCCUCUUGAUCUUCCUAACUCUUUCAAGGUCUGGUAUGUCAUGGUUUUGGUCCUCUUCUUCUGGCAACACUGGCAAUAAUCCACCGCAAAAUCUGCAAAUAUCUAGUGAUAUCGUUGCUGAGUUCUCCAUGGAUUCUCUCAAUGAUGAAAAAGGCACUGAACGUGUCAACAAUGCUAGAAGAAAACUGGUGGGCGUUAAUUCUUGUUGGCAUGAUGCUUAUAGAGGAAUAUUUGGAGCAUGCUCAGAGAUGGCCGCGGAUGACAAUGAUAAGAGGAAGAGAUUUGCUUGGGAUCUUAGCAAUUGCUUUCAAAAGGAUUCUGGAAGAAGCCCUUUUCCCAUGUGUCGCGUAGGCUCUCCUAUGAAAUCUUGCCUUGAAAAACUGGACAAUGAUGCUAUUCACACAUACCGCGGAUUCUAUUUAGAAACCAAUUCCAUUUGCCAUCAGUUGCAGUCUGGUAUUUUCAGGCAUCAGACGGAGAAAUUGGUGAAUGAUUUGAAAAAAUCAUCUGAUUAUGCAGAGAAAAAAUUAGUGAACAUAGCCGAAAAGGCAGAUAUGUUGUUAGAGGGCUCGAAAGAUAUACAUGAUUCUUUGACUUCAAUCGAUGAACAAACACAACAAGUGGCUCAGACUUCCAAGAAUGUGAGUGAUCACAUUGGUGAGAUAGUGAAGCAGUCAGAGGCGGUGUUUGAGCAGUCCAAGAAAAUUGAAGCCUCCCAAUUGGAAUUGCAGAUGGGGCAGCACAAAAUGAAGGAAAAGUUGGAAGCAGGGAUGGUAAUGGUUCAUGAAUCUUAUCACAUUUUAGGUAAAGGAAUACUCAGCUUGCAGGAUGAGACUAAUGAAAUAGAGAAGAAGAUAGGUGUAGUUGGAGAAGCUAUGUCUUCAAAGAUGAGCAAGUUGCAAAGCAAGGCGGACGAUAUUGGGAAUGUAGCUGAUAUUUCCUUGGAAAGGCAAAAGGAACUUCUACAUGGCCAAUCUGAAGCGCUUAACGGGCUUCAGUCACUGACUAAAUUCCAAUCCCAAGCUCUAAAAGAGAGCAAGGGAAUAUUGCAGCAGUUUGCUACAUUAGGCCGUGAAAAACAGGAAGAGCUUCUUCGAAGCCAAGAGAAGAUUCAACGAGCUCAUGACCAUCUAGUCAAAAAUUCAAAGACCAUAUUGAAAGCUCAGGAAACUUUUGAACAGAAGCAGGCAUCCAUGUUUGUUGCUUUGGAUAGGCUAUUCGCCUUGCACGAUGCACUGCUGGCGGAAUCGCGGUCAAUGAAAGCAGUAUUUUUCUAUUUCAUAUCAAUGCUUGCCAUUUAUAUGUUAACCAGCACAAAGCAAACUUACCCAGUGAGACACUGGCUUUAUUUGUUUCUAUGCCUUGCAUUCCUGCUCGAAUUUGCAGUCCUUCGAUUUGCAUCAAAUGGAGUAGAGCAACGGACUCGGUGGGAUAGUGGAGUUAGGAACGUUUAUGUGCUGUAUGCUGCCCUUCACUUAUUAUAUGCUUGUUGGAAAUACAAGGACUAUGAAAGGCUAAACUACGAUAUGCUACAAAACCUAACAGAGGAGGUUAUGAGCUUGCGAAAAAAUGCAGAUCAGUUUUCCUGGGAAUCAGAUGAUGAAUCUGACUGGUCUGCAUUCGUUGACAAAGACAUAUCAGACGGCAUUGAACACCUGACGGAUUCAAACCAUUUCAAAGAAGAAGUUGGAGAUAAUUUACAUGCAGUCUCUUCAUAUACUGGAAGGUAUAAUCUACGCAGUCGCAUUCGCAAUCGUAUCUGAUCUGAUGUUAAAAUUUGUUUACCAUUUUCUUGCUAAGAGGUUGAGAACAACAUUAUAAUGAUUUGCGAAUUUGGAUCAUGCAGGACUCACUACUGAUUGUCCUAAUAUUUUUGUAAUUGUAUAUGUAAAUCAUCAUUCAUUA
Molecule: messenger RNA, 2047 nt
Organism: Pyrus x bretschneideri (Chinese white pear)
Lineage: Eukaryota; Viridiplantae; Streptophyta; Magnoliopsida; Rosales; Rosaceae
Product: protein GAMETE EXPRESSED 1-like
Exons: 6
Coding region: 118-1905 (595 amino acids)
Source: RefSeq, a predicted model, not a curated record